UUGUAUAACUUUCCAUAAACAGAAUUACCAAAUUACCCACCCCUAUAUGAAAUCGCUGCUGCUGUUUCUUUUCUACACAGCCGCAACAUCAAUCCAACGAGUUCUCCACAGCGACUCCAGUUCCGACGACUCCGGUGACUCGAGUUCCGGGAAUCGGUAGUGUUGUCAGAAUAGCUGCCACAACAACAGAUUUAGUUUACGGGUUUCUUCGUUCGUAGUCAAUUGGCUGGUUUGGAACCAUUGAUUGGUUUGUGCCCGUACCACUAGGAUCUUGCAAAUUCAUUUUGAUCCAUCUCGCACACCCUCUGAGAAUGAUGAAUUUACACGAAAAGAUUUGGAUGGUAUAGAUGAAAAACUUGUUCUAGAAAGUACAUGCAAAGGAAUCUGGAAGCCGUUUUCGGUUAAUCAUCAAGCCUCAUUAUUAAUAUUUACUAACAGAAUCGAGCAUAUCUAACUGGAAUAUUAGCAAGAGAUUAUUUAUCAUAACCGGUUAAUAAUGGAGGCAACAGUAAAAAAAUAUCAGCAGAAAUUUAAAAAAGUGAAAGAUGACAUGGACCGAUGGGAUGAUCUCCAGACUAGAUUAAUUUCACAGUUCAGAAACGCUUCUUCCAUCAUUGGACGGCUACAGUUGCUUGACGAUCCCAAAAACUAUGGGUCCUUGAAAAAUAUAGAUAACAUAAAAGAUUCAAUCUCUGGAAAGCAGAUGGAAUCCCUACAGAUGAUCAUGCUCUCAAUGAAUAAAACUUUGGAGGAAUUAAAUAGUAUUAUUUUAUCGCUUGCAAAAACGUAUCGUGAUGCUAAGCAGCAAUUAAAAGGCGGUUCGAUUCAGUUCUCAAUGAAGCAAUUAAAUCAACGGAUCGGCAUAAAACCAAGUAUUGCAGACUGCUUAGAAGGGCUUCGGCUUCUUCACGAGAUGUAUCAAUCAGAGCACCUUCUUAAAUCGUCAGUGAUUUCUGCACUUGCGAGUCUUGCCCUGAAGCCGAGUGUUAGUGAUUUACAAUCUUUUGAACGGCUUUUGGUAGAUCAACCUAAUGUCCCCAAAGAAGAAGUGCAAUCCAUAUAUGACGUCAUAUUUGCUGAAGAAAUCUGUUGAUGGAUCGAGUUAUUACUUUUAGAUGUCGGAUAUCAUAUUUUAUCAGCCCUCUCAUAUUUUAAAUCCACAAACAUGGCCGGAUGUCACUCGUAUAAGAAUAUAUGUGUUACGCCAAUGCGAUGGCACUGUAAGUUCAUCCAACCCUCAAUCAGACAAUACUAUGAUGACUGAAAAUCCGAGAGAAGUGAAAAAAGUACUUGAAAUCAAAUCAAUGUUGAAUCAAAUUACGUUUAUGUUUAAUUUAUUUGUUCGUGUUUGUUCUUGAAUUGAUCAAGUGUAAAUUUUUGUAACGAAUUUUGAAAUUCGCCUAAGUUCCAAGGAAUUUUGCAAUGCGUUUAACCUUAUAUAUCCAAAGAUUUAAAUUAUUA
This is a messenger RNA of Helianthus annuus (common sunflower), 1461 nucleotides long. RefSeq lists its product as uncharacterized. Lineage: Eukaryota; Viridiplantae; Streptophyta; Magnoliopsida; Asterales; Asteraceae. The transcript has 9 exons. The record is from RefSeq and is a predicted model, not a curated record. Bases 497 to 1093 code for a protein of 198 amino acids.